AUGUUCAUAUUCGCACCGCGCGACAUGUCGACCUCCCGACAGAGCUCUGUCUCGCGACGGGGUCGUUUCGCGCGCUCGUCCACAACGACGAGCGUGACGCAGAUGCUAAGCGAUUCCUGCACGAGUCUCCUCCAGAAGCUGACUACGAGGGUACGCGGAACGUCUGCACUCAAUGACCACAAUGUCGGCCCCACGGCGAGGCGAUCGCCUAUUGUCGGCCGACUGGGUACUACAAGAAAUCGCUUGGAGAACAAGUACAGCACUAUUUUAGACAAGUAUUCCGGCAAGAGGCACGCCGACGAUUCGGAACGAAGCGGUCGCGGUUAUUCGCGGAAACAAGAGCGAGAUCACAACUAUUAUCACCGAGACGACAGUCCGUUUGUGCGCGAUGACAAGACUCUAGAGCCUUCGAUGACUCGUACUAUCAUCAAGAGUCCCACUAGCGUGCUUCUCAGCGAGAAAGCUUAUCCCUACGUGAGCUCUGCGAUAAGCAGAGAAUCCAGACGCGAGAAGACGCCCGCCUACAACCGCACAGCUCGGCAAACUUUAUUGAAUUCGGAAGCUUAUCGCCGUUACGGCAGACACAAAUCCGGACAUGCGGAAACGCGCAAUCGGAAGGUCAGGCCGCAUCGAAACGGCAAGAGCGAGCAGCUAGAAGCUCAUUCGACGUCUCUAAGAUUGUCCCGACCAGUUAAAAUCGAAUCAUUAACGUUUAUGGACAGCAAAGAGAUCACGGUCGAUCCGGACAAGACUCCAGUCGCUAACAGCAACACGGAGAACCUCAAUGACGUCGCUCAGAAUGUUACGCGGAACGCGUACGACGCAUUAACGGAGGAUGUGGAUCCAGCGAUCUCGGACCGGGCAGCCAAACGAAAGGAGAUCCAAAGUUUAAUCCUGAAAUACGCCGCCAUGGAGGAUACCUACAGUCAAUUGGCGGCUGGUGGACAGGCGAACGUACUUCCCAGCACGACGGAUCUCAUCGCCAGCAAGUACAAGAAGAGCAAUCACCACAGCAACCAGAAAGACGACGCGUCCAAGGGCACAGUAGCCCCGGGUAGCGCGAACGCGAUUAGCGAGGUGGACACGAUUCACGACGCGAUCAGCCCACGACCGCCCUCCGUCGAGGACGACGAAGACGGCCACCUUGUAUACCAAUCCGGCGAUCUCCUGGCCAAUAGAUAUAAAGUACUGGCCACCCUAGGAGAGGGUACUUUUGGAAAAGUUGUCAAGGUUAAGGACUUGCAAAUGGAUCAUGUGAUGGCUCUGAAGAUUAUUAAAAACGUGGAAAAAUACAGGGAAGCAGCAAAGCUGGAGAUAAAUGCUCUUGAAAAGAUUGCUAAUAAGGACCCGGAAGGCCAGCAUCUAUGCGUAAAGAUGCUCGAUUGGUUCAAUUAUCACGGACACAUGUGUAUCGCUUUCGAAAUGCUCGGUCUGAGUGUUUUCGACUUCCUGAGGGAUAACAGUUACCAGCCAUAUCCGUUGGAACAUGUUAGGCACAUGGGUUAUCAACUUUGUUACGCUGUUAAGUUUUUACAUGAUAACAAGCUCACGCACACGGAUCUUAAACCGGAGAACAUUUUAUUCGUGGAUUCAGAUUACGAUAGCACAUAUAACAACAAAAAGGUUUUUCUUUUUAAGCGAAGGGACAUGAGACGCGUGAAGCGAACCGACAUCAAACUUAUCGACUUUGGUAGCGCUACUUUCGAUCACGAACAUCAUAGUACAAUCGUCAGCACAAGACACUAUAGAGCACCCGAAGUGAUUUUAGAAUUGGGCUGGUCUCAACCUUGCGAUGUUUGGUCCAUCGGUUGCAUUUUGUUCGAGUUAUACUUGGGCAUCACGUUAUUCCAAACGCAUGAUAAUCGCGAGCACCUGGCGAUGAUGGAACGCAUACUUGGCACGAUACCACAUCGCAUGGCUCGCAAAACUAAGACCAAGUACUUCUACCAUGGCAAACUGGAUUGGGACGACAAGAGUUCGGCCGGUAGAUACGUACGAGAUAAUUGCAAGCCGUUACAUCGUUAUAUGCUGUCUGAUGAUGAAGAUCAUCGUCAGCUGUUCGAUCUGAUUCAACGAAUGUUGGAGUACGAGCCCUCGCAACGUAUUACUCUGAAGGAUGCGUUGACUCAUUCGUUCUUCGAUGCUUUACCAGCAUCCCAGAGAUUGCCUGACCCGCGAGCAGCUGGUGAUUCUCAACAAUCUCACGAACGAUCACAUUCACUCUCUCGAUGAAGCUAGGAAAGGGACCGAUCUCCGUGCUGGACAGACACUCCACUUUCAACGACACUACUGCCCUAUGUCUUCGUUCUAAUAUCAUUAAUUUUUAUGGAAACAUGUCUUUCGUAACUACGAGAUCCUAUGAUGUGACGAUGCGAACGUUGAUUUUGAAAAAUAGUGCGUGUAUGUGU
Messenger RNA from Mycetomoellerius zeteki, 2408 nucleotides. It is a transcript of the gene Doa, whose product is annotated as CDC like kinase darkener of apricot. Gene Ontology annotation, molecular function: protein serine/threonine kinase activity; ATP binding. Lineage: Eukaryota; Metazoa; Arthropoda; Insecta; Hymenoptera; Formicidae. Bases 1 to 2232 code for a protein of 743 amino acids. Gene Ontology annotation, cellular component: nucleus. Gene Ontology annotation, biological process: protein phosphorylation; regulation of RNA splicing. The record is from RefSeq and is a predicted model, not a curated record. The transcript has 9 exons.